GUAAUGCACGGACCCAAAAUACAGACGAACCCGUUUCAACGGUCCGUCCCUUCAACAUUUCCCCCGUAUGUUACACGUGAGAAAGACAGACGUUAACUAAUAAGCAAAGAUGCCAAAAACAGCGAAAGGCAAGGGGAAAGUACAAGCGGAGAAAGUGGUUCAUCCAUACAGUAGGAAAGCUGCCUAUAUGGCAAGAGCUGUUAGCAAACAUGAGAGGAAGGAAAAGUUAAAGGGUGAAAAAGCACAGCGUCUAAACCUGAUUGGUGAAAAACUUUCGUGGUUCCAAAGCCAACUUGACCCUGACAAGGCUGAAUACACCAAACAUGAUGCUUGCGACAUCAUUGAAAGGUACCUGCACCGGUUUGAUGGAGAGCUGGAGCAGAUAGAGUUAGCGAAUAGUAUUAAAGGACGGCAGGGUCGUCAGCACGGCUCCAGAGAGGCGAUCAUCAGACAGACAAUGGAACGAGAGCGCGCACAGUAUGAAGGCAAUGGGUUUGAAAUUCCUGACAUCAUUAACUCCAAACAUUUAAAGACAUUCAGAGAAUGGAGCGGUGACCUAAAGAAACUCCCCAACAUUAAGAUGAGAAAAGUUUCAGUGAAAGGCUAUGACAGCACAGUUUCUGUUGCUUCACACAGUACACAGAUGGAGGAAGAGAAUGAAGAAAAUGAGUCAUGUCAGAAUUCUGAUACUAGCUCAUAGUACUGUGAAAUCCUGCAGUUCUACUACAUUACAGCUCAGUGUAGAGGAAACGAAAGGAUGCUGUGUGUGAGAGCAAUGGACACAAUAAUUGGGAAACAAGCUUGGGACUUGCAUGAUCUGAGAUAAACGUACAUUGGUCUCCUGUACUCAGAGGACACAUGAUCUCUUGUUAUUUACUCAUCUGGACUUGCAAAAAUUGCUUUGUGUAGAAAACGGUUACUUGGUCACUCAGGUAACACAAUAUCAUCAUAAUAUAAAUAAACAGACUAUGAAACAGUUUCAUACAUUCAGAUUUAUUGCACUGGUUUUGCAUGUUUUUUAAGAUGUGCAUUUAAGUGUUAACAUUGAUGUUCAUCACUAAAUCAAUAAACUCACUGGAUCCUAACAUGUCCAUUGAUUGUUUUUAAUAUAUUACAGUAAUCACUGCAUAAAACAAUAUUCCAAUAUCACACAUUACAAAAAUUCACAGAAUUCUUCUGAAUUAUACUCCAGACAGGAUUACCUUACUUAAACGAAUCACCAUCACAUAAAUAAACCACGGUGCCCUUCUUAAAAGCUGCAUAAGUAACGUUUUGAAAAAAAGUUAAAAUAUUAAAUAAUACAGCCGGUAAAAAGUAAUUUGCUGGGUUUGGUUUAGUGUGGGCAAAAAGUAAUUCUGGUUAAUUAAUUACCCAUUUAUCCCAACAUUUAUACAUUUGGCAAACACCUUCAUCUAAAGUGAUUUACCAGACUAAGUAUAAUUUUGUUCUCAGUUUAUGCAUCACUAGGAAUCAUACCCAUGACCUCGGCAUUGAAGAGCCAUGCUCUGUACGUGAAUGGAGACCUUUUACCAGCAUUAGUUUGUGUAGUUCUUCAAGCAUCUCUUGUCAAUUUGUCUCUGAAGUAACUGUAUCCACUGCAGUAACAAUAUAAGUGGAUUACUUUAGUUAGGCUGUAGAGAAAAUACAGUUUGGUUAUCCUUUAAAGUGUAAAAGAACAUAAAAUAUAACACGCAUAACUUGUUUUCUAACAAUAGCCAAAUCUAUAAGAAACUUAUCGUCCUCCCUGUAGAAAUGAAAAGUUAUUGUUAACCAGGAUUUAAUUUCCCUAUGGUUGGUUUAUUGUUUAUCUUUAAACAAACUAUACACAAA
Triplophysa rosa is the source of this 1830-nucleotide messenger RNA. RefSeq names its product translation machinery associated 16 homolog (gene tma16). Bases 110 to 700 code for a protein of 196 amino acids. NCBI's taxonomy places the organism in Eukaryota, Metazoa, Chordata, Actinopteri, Cypriniformes, Nemacheilidae. The record is from RefSeq and is a predicted model, not a curated record. Gene Ontology annotation, cellular component: nucleus. The transcript has 7 exons.